Molecule: messenger RNA, 708 nt
Organism: Ixodes scapularis (black-legged tick)
Lineage: Eukaryota; Metazoa; Arthropoda; Arachnida; Ixodida; Ixodidae
Exons: 1
Coding region: 1-708 (235 amino acids)
Biological process (GO): DNA integration
Molecular function (GO): nucleic acid binding
Source: RefSeq, a predicted model, not a curated record
AUGCAAGAAGAAGAGAAAUUUCAAGUCAACGCACUGGAGCACAUAUCUGUCACGCAAGAUCGGCUAAAUGAAAUAAGAGAUGCAACUGCAGCCGAUGUCCAGACGCGUCUACUGCGCGAGUACGCACAGACGUCAUGGCCCGAGCAGAAAGAGCAAGUCCUUCAACUCGGAAGGCCAUUCUGGUCCUACAGAGAGAAGAUCCACGAGGAAGACGGCCUUGUGCUGCGGUCAAACAAGAUAAUAAUACCAACGGCCAUCAGAUUCAAGAUUCUCAACUUGCUCCACACUGCACACGCGGGCAAAGACAAAAUGAAGAAAAGAGCCAGAGAAAUUUUGUUCUGGCCCGGAAUCAGCGCUGACAUUGACCGCGAACAUGACAAAUGCAGCAAAUGCGAGAAGUGCAGAUCAAGAAACUUCAAGAUGCCACUCCUGAGCCACGCACUGCCAACGCUUCCUUGGCAGUUGGUCGGGGCAGAUUUCUUCACUCACGAAGGAAAAGACUACAUAAUCCUGGUGGAUUUUUACUCAUUUUAUUUUGAGGUAGAAGAAAUGAAAAUUACCAGAGCUUCCAAAGUCAAAGAGUUCUGCCUUAAAGUAUUCGCAACACAUGAACUGCCGUUGAAGAUUAUAAGCGACAAUGGCCCACCAUUUAGCAGCCGGGAGUUCAAGCAGUUCUUGGAAAACCUCAAGAUAGAACAAGUUACAUGA